This is a messenger RNA of Pteropus alecto (black flying fox), 1443 nucleotides long. It is a transcript of the gene LAPTM4A, whose product is annotated as lysosomal protein transmembrane 4 alpha. Lineage: Eukaryota; Metazoa; Chordata; Mammalia; Chiroptera; Pteropodidae. The transcript has 7 exons. The coding region runs from base 205 to 906 and encodes 233 amino acids. The record is from RefSeq and is a predicted model, not a curated record. Gene Ontology annotation, cellular component: lysosomal membrane.
GAAAGAGGGAAACCGAGGUCCCGCGAGAGCGGAACUCGGCGUUUAGUGCGCAGGUGCCAAGAAGCUGGCUGAGGCUCGGGCCGGGGCGGGCUUGAAGACUCGUCGUUUGGUUUUGGACACAGUGACAGAGCUAUCUGAGUUCAACCGCGGGGCGAAAAGCUUUUGUGAGGGUCCCGGCCAAGAAUAAGGCCCGCGAGAUUCCCAAUGGUGUCCAUGACUUUCAAGCGGAGCCGCAGCGACCGGUUCUACAGCACCCGGUGCUGCGGCUGUUGCCAUGUCCGCACCGGGACGAUUAUCUUGGGGACCUGGUACAUGGUGGUAAACCUGUUGAUGGCAAUUUUGCUGACUGUGGAGGUAACACAUCCAAACUCAGUGCCUGCCGUCAACAUUCAGUAUGAAGUCAUUGGCAAUUACUAUUCGUCUGAGAGAAUGGCUGAUAAUGCCUGCGUUCUUUUUGCCGUCUCUGUUCUUAUGUUUAUAAUCAGUUCAAUGCUGGUAUAUGGAGCAAUUUCUUAUCAAGUGGGUUGGCUUAUUCCAUUCUUCUGUUACCGCCUUUUUGACUUCGUUCUCAGUUGCCUGGUUGCUAUCAGUUCUCUCACUUAUUUGCCAAGAAUCAAAGAAUAUCUGGAUCAAUUACCUGAUUUUCCCUAUAAAGAUGACCUCCUGGCAUUGGACUCCAGCUGCCUCCUGUUCAUUGUUCUUGUGUUCUUUGCCUUAUUCAUCAUUUUUAAGGCUUAUCUAAUCAACUGUGUUUGGAACUGCUAUAAAUAUAUCAACAACAGAAACACACCAGAGAUUGCUGUGUACCCUGCCUUUGAAGCACCUCCACAGUAUGUUUUGCCAACCUAUGAAAUGGCAGUGAAGAUGCCUGAAAAAGAACCACCACCUCCUUACAUACCCGCCUGAAGAAGGUCUGCCUUUGUCAAUAAACCCUAUACCAGCUUUUUGUCUUGUUUAUUUUACAGAAUGCUACAAUACAGGGCUUUUUAAACUUGUUUGAUAUAAACUACAUUUUCCUUUGUUUAAGCAUUUAUUUUCAAACACUAACAAGCUUUUUGGACAUCUAUUAAAAGUCAGUUUUUUAAAAAUAUUAUAGUUUAGUAGUUUUUGAAGACAAUCUAGGUUAAGCAAGAUCAAAGUGCCAUUGUUUGCCUUUAAUUGGGGGGUGGGAAUGGGGUAUUCUCUACACAUUUUCUUUUUUAACUGCACUUUCUUUAUAUAAUAGUUUGUGUUUGGGUUAUUUGCUGCCCUGGAUACAUUCAGGAAGGCUGAAUUAAAUAUUCAGGGAGAGUGAGUUGGGUGUAAGAUCUGAAGUUUUCAGCUGUGAAAACAGGAAAAAUAUAUAACAUUUUAAUUUGACUGUGGAAGAUGACGGUUGCAUGUUUCUAAUUUGUAUGUUUCCAUCUUUGUGAUAAGAGGCUUCAAUAAAUCUCUUAAAAUAUA